AUGCUCCUUUCACUUGUCACCCUCAUUUCCGUUUUCCAGCUGGCGGUGGCCACAAACCUCAGCCCGCCGAUCCUCUACGCCCGUCACGCAUUGCAGGAUGGGUCCCUGGAGAAACGCGCAAGCUGCGGAGAUGGCACCCGGUGUCUCCUGGGGUCAUGCUGCGGCGACGGAUGCGCCAUGAACUGCUGCGCGUUGGAUAACGGCGGCCUGGGCUGUGGAAUCGCAGAACGGUGCCAAUUCCACGGGAAUGUGUUUGUCGGGUGUUGUGGGAAUUUCCUCGGGGGCUGCACGGGCGAAGCUACACAUGUCACGGUCCACACGCCCUACUCGACUGUUACGCUGGGCGCACAGACUGCAAAUACGAUCACUGCUACGGCUACUACCACGACGGAGCAGAUGUUUACUGCGAUUUCGGUGCCGCCGACUGCGACCGCGACCGGGGCCAUGACUACGUCGAGUGAGAGGGAGACCAAGACUAAGGCUCAGACGGAAAGUGGCUCGCAUUCUCAUCGCGUCUCGACGUCAAGCACGAGUGUAACCAAGGCCGAGACCACGUCUAGUAGUAGCCCUCGUAGUCCGACGACGACAGCGGUGUUUUCGCAGGCUUCGCCGUCGCCGAAUAAUAGCGGGGGAUCUGGCGUGGGUGUGGGUGUGGGUGUACCCGUUCUGGCUGGGAUGGUUGCCUUGGGUGCUGUUCUGUUGUGA
This is a messenger RNA of Aspergillus udagawae, 705 nucleotides long. RefSeq names its product putative GPI anchored protein. The transcript is spliced from 3 exons. NCBI's taxonomy places the organism in Eukaryota, Fungi, Ascomycota, Eurotiomycetes, Eurotiales, Aspergillaceae. The record is from RefSeq and is a predicted model, not a curated record. The coding region runs from base 1 to 705 and encodes 234 amino acids.